This is a messenger RNA of Branchiostoma belcheri (Belcher's lancelet), 4915 nucleotides long. RefSeq names its product DNA (cytosine-5)-methyltransferase 1-like. Bases 151 to 4710 code for a protein of 1519 amino acids. Lineage: Eukaryota; Metazoa; Chordata; Leptocardii; Amphioxiformes; Branchiostomatidae. The transcript has 41 exons. Gene Ontology annotation, molecular function: DNA (cytosine-5-)-methyltransferase activity; chromatin binding; DNA binding. Gene Ontology annotation, cellular component: nucleus. The record is from RefSeq and is a predicted model, not a curated record.
UGGUACAGUCCAAGCGACAUUUUCGCGGGAAAAUCGACCUUCCUCCACUUCCCACCCUGGUUUUGCCGCCAUUUCGCCUGCGUUUCACACAGAUACAGACGGUUCCAGAUUUCAAGAAGACUUCCAAGUAUUGUCGUGACAAGGUUCAAGAUGUUGGGGAGUGGCGUCUUACAGCGCCAGCCUCUGUCGGAGACACUGAAGGCGAAGUUGUCUGAAUUAGAAGAGGACUUCAGUGAGGGCAAUGUCACCGAGAAGGGUUACAUUAAGAAGAGAGCCUUACUUCUGAACGGGCUGAUGACCCCAGAUGACCACAAACUCAUCCUGAAGCUGGAGCAGGAGCUGAAAGACAAGUCACUACCCGAGAAAGAAUACAUAAAGGAAGUCACAAAAGUGCUUGACAAGUACACUGCCGAGUCUAUCAACCAAGACUCCAUGGAGUGUGAGACAAGUGAGGCCAACGGCAGUUCCUCUGAGGAGACUGUGGAAAACUCCAAAAUGGCAGAUGCGUGUAGCAGUGAGGAUAGUGGGGUGUUGACCAGCAGUGGAGAUGAGGAGAAGGGACCAACGAAAAAGUCUCCCAAAAACAUCAAACAGGAGAAAAGAGACGACGAUGGAGUGUCUCCACCAAAGAGGAGAAAGGGUAAACUGAAUGGUAGUGGCCAACCAACUAUCCUGACUAUGUUUUCAAAAGUCUCCCAGAAAAGGAAGGCCACUGAUAGCAGUUCUGAUGUUGAUUCUUCUACGGAAGGAGGAAUCAAAUCAGAACCAAAGGUAGAGCAUGAGGACAAGAAAGUAAAGCAUGAAGAUAGUGACAUGGACUCUGGACCUGAGUUGAGAAAAAAAUCAGAGACAACUGCUCCACAAGCACCAAAGGCUCCUCCAGUCAAGUGUAAAGAGUGCCGUCAGCUGUUGGAUGACCCUGACCUUCGCAUGUUCCCUGGAGACCCACAGGAGGCAGUUGAUGAAGUAGAGAUGUUGACAGAUGAGCGAUUAUCUCUUCUGGAGGAAGACCAGGAGUAUGGCACUUAUGAUGAUCGUCCUCAGCAUAAAAUCACCAACUUCAGUGUAUAUGACAAGAACACCCAUCUGUGUGCGUUUGACACGGGGCUGAUUGAGAAGAAUGUAGAGCUGUACUUCAGUGGAGCGGUCAAACCAAUCUACGAUGAGAACCCAAGUGCUGAUGGCGGUGUGCUGGCAAAGAGUGUAGGACCAAUCAAUGAAUGGUGGACAGCAGGCUUCGACGGAGGAGAAAAUGCCCUUAUAGGUUUCACUACAGCCUUUGCGGAGUACAUCGUGAUGCAGCCUAGUGAGGCAUACGCACCCUUCAUGGACACCAUGUGGGAAAAGAUCCACAUGAGCAAACUGGUCAUCGAGUUCCUGGUUAACAACCAAGAGGCUGCUUACGAAGACUUGCUCAACAAAAUCCAGACCACAGUUCCUCCUCAGAGCCUUCGAGUGACGUCCUUCAGCGAGGAAUCACUGCUCAGACAUGCACAGUUUGUGGUGGAACAGGUGGAGAACUUUGACCUAGCGGGUGAUGCGGACGAGGCGCCCCUCCUGACCACACCCUGCAUGCGGGCACUCAUCAAACUGGCAGGAGUCACCCUUGGCAAGAGGCGAGCUGGAAGAAGUGGCAUUAAGCAACCCAGGAAAGUCAAGGCCAAACCCAUGCGCCAGACCAAGGCCACUACAACCAACUUGGUGUGCAGCAUCUUCGACACAUUCUUUAAGGACCAGAUCCAACCUGGAGACAAGAUUGGUGGGCCUCGCAGACGGCGCUGUGGGGUCUGUGAGGUGUGUCAGCAGCCCGACUGCGGCACCUGCGUGGCCUGUAAGGACAUGACCAAAUUUGGAGGGACCGGCAAGUCCAAGCAAGCCUGUGUCAACAGGAGGUGCCCAAAUAUGGCAGUGCAGGAUGCAGAGGAUGAUGAUGACCUUGAGGAUGACCUUGACAAGGACUUCAAUGGCAUGGUGGGACACAAGAGGACACACUUCUCUCCCAGGAAGAACGUCAAGAGCAAGGUGAAAAUAAGCUGGGAGGGAAAACCACUGAAGGAGGAGGGGAAGAAAACAUUUUAUUCUGCUGUCAUGCUGGAGGAAGAAAAGAUUGAGACAGGAGACUGUGUGACUGUGACGUCUGAGGACCCGACCAAACCCCUGUUCAUCGCUCGUGUCAUGUACAUGUGGGAGGACAGUGGAGGGGACAUGAUGUGCCACGUGGGAUGGUUCUGUCGAGGUUCAGACACAGUCCUGGGAGAGACGUCAGACCCACUGGAGGUGUUCCUGGUAGACGAGUGUGAAGACAUCCUCGUACAGUUCAUCAAGUUCAAAUGCAAGGUGAUCCUGAAGACGUUUGAUAAGGACUGGUUCAGCCAGGGAGGAGUGGAGGACCCAGACACUGACUAUCCCAUCAAGGAGGAUGACGGCAGGACUUUCUUCUGUCAGAAAUGGUAUGAUCCAGACCUGGCUAGGUUUGAGGACCCACCAGUUCUAGAGGAGGGCAGUGGGCACAAGUUCUGUCCUCUCUGUCUCAGGCUGGACCACAGCAGAAAGUCAGAGAUUCCCAUUGUUAGGGAACAACUGGACGAUGACACUGGGGAUGACAACAAAGUGUACUAUGGUUUAUGCCAGAAGGGUGGAGUGGAAUACAAGAUCGGUGAUGAUGUGUUUCUGCUGCCUGACUCAUUCUCCUUCAGUGUGAAAGUCAAGAACUCAACAAAGAAGGCAAACAAGAAGGACAACUAUGAUGAGGACCUGUACCCCGAGUACUACCGCAAGAGAGGCGAUUACGUGAAGGGAAGUAACGAGGAGUGUCCAGAACCGUUCCGCAUCGGUCGCAUCCUCAGUAUCUACUGUAAACGUACGGUCAGCGGGAUCAUCAACACUCACGACGUACGACUCAGGGUCACCAAGUUCUACAGGCCAGAGAACACUCACAAAGGGAAGGCAGGCAGCCACCACACUGACCUCAACCUGCUGUACUGGAGUGAUGAAGAGGCAGUAGUGGACUUCAUGUCAGUUCAAGGGAAGUGCCAUGUUGUGUAUGGUGAGGACCUGGAUGUCAGUGUGGAAGACUGGUCCAGCAAGGGCCUGCACAGGUUUUACUUCAAUGAGGCAUACAACACUGAAAGUAAGCAGUUUGAAGAACCGCCAAACAAAGCAAGGAGUGGUGGGAAAAAAGCCAAGGGAAAAGGAAAGGGGAAAGGUAAAGGGAAGGGGAAGUCUGCUGAGGCAGAGUCUAAGGAAGAAGAACUGCCGACUCCUGCCUUCACCAAGCUGCGCAUGCUGGAUGUGUUUGCUGGGUGUGGUGGCCUGUCUGAAGGUUUCCACCAGGCGGGGAUAGCUGAGAGUAAGUGGGCAGUGGAGGUGAUGGAGCCGGCUGCCCAGGCCUACAGGCUCAACAACCCUGACUGUACUGUCUUCACAGACGACUGUAACAUCCUGCUGCAACUGGUCAUGGAGGGAGCAACCACUAACUCUACAGGGCAGAGACUGCCCCAGAAGGGGGAUGUGGAGUUACUGUGUGGGGGGCCACCUUGUCAAGGCUUCAGUGGCAUGAACAGGUUUAACUCCAGACAGUACUCUCAGUUCAAGAAUUCCUUGGUGGUAUCCUUCCUGAGCUACUGUGACUUCUACCGACCGAAGUUCUUCCUGUUGGAGAACGUGCGGAACUUUGUGUCCUUCAAGAGCUCCAUGGUGCUGAAGCUGACGCUGCGCUGCCUGAUCCGUAUGGGGUACCAGUGUACCUUCGGGGUCCUGCAGGCUGGGAACUACGGCGUGGCUCAAACGCGACGCAGGGCCAUCAUCCUAGCAGCAGCACCCGGAGAGAAGCUCCCCAUGUACCCAGAACCUCAGCACGUGUUCUCACCCAGGGCCUGUCAGCUCAGUGUCAUGGUGGACGAGAAGAAGUACAACUCCAACACCCAGUGGAGGCAGUCUGCUCCGUUCCGUACCAUCACCAUCCGUGACACCAUGUCAGACCUGCCCUCCAUCAGGAACGGCCACGCCGCCACUGAGAUCUCAUACGACGGAGAACCAAGGUCAUACUUCCAGAAAAUUAUCCGUGGUAACCAGUACCAGCCCAUCCUGCGUGACCACAUCUGUAAGGACAUGAACCCGCUGGUGGAGGCACGUAUGCGCCACGUCCCGCUGGCUCCCGGCUCCGACUGGAGAGACCUCCCCAACAUCGUGGUCAGGCUGUCUGACGGAUCCUCCUCUAAGUUACUGCAGUACACCCACGAGGACAAGAAGAACGGCACCAGCUCUACAGGAGCGCUGCGUGGCGUAUGCUCCUGUGCCGAGGGCGCAGCGUGCGACCAGAACGACAGACAGUUUAACACCCUCAUCCCCUGGUGCCUACCUCACACAGGGAACCGUCACAACCACUGGGCGGGACUGUACGGCAGACUGGAGUGGGACGGGUUCUUCAGCACCACAGUCACCAACCCCGAACCCAUGGGCAAACAGGGUCGUGUUCUCCACCCUGAGCAGCACCGUGUGGUGAGUGUACGGGAGUGCGCCCGCUCUCAGGGAUUCCCCGACACAUACCGCUUCUAUGGGAGCAUCUUGGACAAACACAGACAGGUUGGCAAUGCUGUACCGCCCCCCAUGGCAGCUGCCAUCGGCAGGGAGAUUAAGAAGUGUUUGGAAGCCAAGAGCAAGAAGGAAACACAGGAGGGAGAAACAAAACCUGCUCCAGUGGAAGCUUAAUAAAAUCUGGAUGGACUGAAAUGGACAAAAGAUGAGAACCUUUAUACAUCAUAGAGGGCCAUAUCUUUACUGUACUAUGUGGACCAAAGGCUUACAUUCAUCUUAAUCGGUUGUAGAAUUUUAAUGAAUUCUUUUGUCAGACCAAUGUUUUCUUAAUCAAUUAUGUAGUACAGUACUUAAAAUGAUGGCUAGAGUUGAUGAUAGC